Molecule: messenger RNA, 1919 nt
Organism: Echinops telfairi (small Madagascar hedgehog)
Lineage: Eukaryota; Metazoa; Chordata; Mammalia; Afrosoricida; Tenrecidae
Gene: FYRD1
Product: transforming growth factor beta regulator 1
Exons: 8
Biological process (GO): regulation of cell cycle
Cellular component (GO): nucleus
Source: RefSeq, a predicted model, not a curated record
GGUUGGGUUUGGUUACGGGCGCUGGGGCCUUGUAGAGACUCGUGUCUGCAGGCCCGGAGCAAAGUCAGCGUAGUCUCUCGCUGCUCGGACUGCGGCCCGAUGUCGGUUGCGCGCUGGAGCCCCCGGAGCGGGGCGGGACCAUGAGCUUGCUCUCCAGCCUCGCGGCCGCCCCACGGGCGCCGGCGCAGUGCAGCCAAACCAGGAUGAAAAGGCCUCCGAAGAGGAGCCAGAGCGAGAAGUACCGGCUGAAGUAUCUGCGGCUGCGCAAGGCGGCCAAAGCCACGGUGUUUUAAAAUAUUAAGAUAAAACAGAAGUUCAUACCUCUGCUUCCUUUCCGUCCUGACCUCAGGUACUUGCUAAGGAAGCUCCUCCAACUUCAGGCCCUCACUGAAGGGGAAACACAGGCUGCAGCCCCUUCACACAGCUCCAGUUUUCCCCUGACAUAUGGAGUGUCCAGCUCUGUGGGAUCGGUACAGGGAGCUGGGCCCAUUUCUGGACCCAGCACUGUGGCUGAGGAACCCUUUGGGAAGAAAUCCAAGAAGGAAAAAAAAGAAAAAGGCAAAGAGAACAACAAGCUGGAAGUUCUGAAGAAAACAACCAAGAAAAAGAAACUGGAGGGAGGUGCUCGCAAGCUGGUUCAGCCCAUUGCCCUGGAUCCCUCAGGACGGCCUGUGUUCCCCAUCGGACUGGGGGGUCUCACAGUAUAUAGCCUGGGGGAGAUCAUCACCGACCGUCCUGGCUUCCAUGAUGAACAUGCCAUCUACCCUGUGGGCUAUUGCAGUACUCGAGUGUAUGCCAGCAUGAAGUGCCCAAACCAGAAGUGUCUGUAUACCUGUCAGAUCAAGGAUGGCGGUGUGCAGCCACAGUUUGAAAUUGUUCCUGAAGAUGAUCCCCAGAAUGCCAUUGUCAGCUCUUCUGCAGAUGCUUGUCACGUAGAACUGCUCCAGACCAUAAGUGCUUACAUAGGGAAGGUAAUGCCCAACCUCCUUCCAUCUGGACCUGACUUUUUUGGGUUUUCUCAUCCAACCAUCCACAACCUCAUCCAGAGUUGUCCAGGAGCUCGAAAAUGUGUCAAUUACCAGUGGGUGAAAUUUGAUGUGUGCAAACCUGGAGAUGGGCAUCUACCUCAAGAAUUGCUAGAGAAUGAUGCUGCUAUGAACUUUGAAGCCUUUCAGAGACAGACUUUUGAUGUGGAUCAGAAUGACCCCAUUCUGCCAGGACUUAUUUGUUUUUCCCCUCCUUGAUCCUUGGACCUCCCAGAGCUUCCUUUCCAACCCAUGUUCCUGACACACGAGCCCUUGGUGGAUACACACCUGCAGCACUUGACGUCUCCAGCCCAGUGUAGCCCAACGGAGUCGUCAGAGUGAACAAGAAUGAAGCAGCUAUAUCAUUUUUAUCCUGAUGAACUUUUUUAACUUAAACUAAAACUACAAAUAUAUGAAAGAAGAUGGCUUGAGACAUAAGAAGACAUGUAAAUUAGCAUGUCACGGAGGUUCCUGGGAGGGGGGGAGGUGGCAGGGGGACUAGCUGCUUUAUUUUUAGUAAUAAAUUUCUCUUGACAGUUCUGUAUAUUUUCAUUUGUUGUAAUCAAGAUAUAAUUUAGUUUGUUUAACAAUGCCUGAGGUAGACGUAGCUCCUUUAUAAACCAAAAUGAGAAAUGUCUUGUGACUCAGUAAGAUAGUAAGAUUCUGACAAACUUCUGUGCGUGUUUGAUUCUAAUCCUAGUCCAAUGAAUAUUGGUCUCAGCCCUAAGACCCUGCUGCUUUAUUGCAUGUCAUUAUCAUCUAAAUCACAUCAUCUGCUUAUGCCCACACAGGAAAGGGCAGUCUAAAGUACUCUGCUCAGCUUUUCCUUCACAUGUUGCACAUCUUUUGAAGGAAUUAAAAAGUCACUUUUGAGAGUUGUGUUAUUUAACCUUU